CAUUGCGUUGAGCCAUCUGGGCCACCGUACAUACGUCAUUUUCGGAAGGGAAAUAAACGAUAUUAGCUUAUGCUGUAGCGAAGAUUGUUCUAAUUUUAUUGGUGUGAACUUCAAUAAGCGUUUUAUUGCAUUCCAUACUAUAUGCAUUGGUGGUCAACCAGAACAACUGACGGUCAGAAAAUACCACAAAGAAACAAAGUCGACAAUGAGGAGACGAAGGCCGCAAGACUUGAAAUAUGACACUGGAACCCAGACAAGUUCCCGUAAAAGGAAGGAAGCAAAUACUGCGACAGGCUCUGAUUCUGAUGAAGGGUCUCCUAGAAAGAUGCAGAAAACCUCUGUGUCUGGAGAUGAGGAGAUAACAAAUGACAGACAGGAGGGGACAGACACCGUGCUCCUGGGCUUGGAUGAAGAGAUGGAUCAGGAAGAUGAUGAAGUCAUGACUAUGGAGAUUUCAAACUGCCGCAUGGAUGCAGAAGACUCUCCUGCUGAACACCUGAGGUCAGAAAAGGAAGAGCGUACAGACAGCGUCUCGAUGGGAGACUCAAGAUAUGAUCUUAGGCGCAGGCCAAUCCGUCCAAGACCGGCAGAAGAAAGAGGAUCCAGGUAUCAGACAGAGAGCUGGUUGCCUCUUGACAGGGGUGACACACUCUCACCCUCGCGGCCUGGAAUUAAAGAAAAACAGAAUUUUCAGGUGGACUGGCAGAAAGGGUUGGCAAAAAGGUCUACAGAUUCCAGGUAUCAGGCAGAGAUCCGGCCGUCUCAUAAGACCAACACGCUCUUACAUUCAAGACCUGGAAUUAAGGACAAAGACCGGCAGGUAGACUGGAGGAAAGGUAUAAACCGAACAAACCAUAGAGAUCUGAAUUGUCAGAUUUCAGAAGCACCCUACCUAAAGGCAAGCCCAACGGUCCCCUAUCUGCCGGACAGGGCUCUUCCAAGUCGGCUGACUGCUGAAGCGAGGAAAAAAGGACACCUGAUAAAGUACUUUGCAGCGAUGUUCCUGACGCUCUCCGUAGUUCUGCUUGCAUUCUUGUCACUGAAGACAAAUACCUGCAAGAGGGAAAUGGACUUCAGUGAUAUUUUGGUGGAUGUGAAAUCAGCUUUUCCUAGCCAGAGGGAGGAGGUUUGGAAGAGGAGCACCAUCCACCUGCAGCGACACCUCAGACUGGCCCCGCCCACAGAGCCUGUCAGCAUGAUCCUGACGUCAGGCUAUGGGGCGAAGGAGACACUGCGAUGCCUGGCUGACCGCUUGGCCGCCGCCUUCUCCUCGCACUUCGAUAAUGCCUCCAUUCUGCACAUCGAUGGCGCCAGCAGGGCGGCGCUAGACAGUGACCAGGUCAAGCUAGACAUGGACCAGAAGCUGACGGGCGCCUUCGAGGGAGGCCAAAUGGCAGCAGUAAUCCACCAGUUUGACGACCUCCCACCGGCGUCGGCGCUCAUCUUCUACCGGUACUGCGACCAUGAGAACGCCGCAUACAAAGAGGUGUUCCUGGCCUUCACCGUGCUGCUUCCUGUGGAGGAGCUUGACCCAAAGCUCAGCCUGAACGCUGUGGAGGAGAAGGUACAGGACCACAUCCAGAGCCGCUUUGUUUCCUCCAACCAGCCAGGCACUUUUAACCAGAUGGACCAUGAGAAGUUCGGAGGCUUGUGGAGCCGCAUCUCCCACCUCGUCCUGCCCGUGUCUGCGGAGGAGGACAUCGAGAGGAACGGCUGCACUCGCUGAAGCAAACUGGACCAGUUGUAUCUCGGUUCUGGAAACCUCUUUAUUAAUCGAUGAGAUUUAUCUGGUGAAAUGGAAAAAAGACUGACUGAAAACCUGCCAGCGAUGUGUCAGAUAAAACCUUUAUUGGGAAUCGUCAAACUAUUUUUAAACAUAAGAACUUGCAUGGACUGAAUUGUAUCACGUUACAGUUGAAAUCACUGACAUGAUUAAGGAUUAGUUUCUCUCUGAAUUUCAUGGAAAAAAAAAACUGCUUUCUCUGUUGAAUGUUACUCCUUGGAUGUUAAUUGAAUAUCUUUGGCCAUCUGCACUGUGGUUCAGGGAACUGCCUGCAAAAACUGAACAUAAGUGAAGGACAUAAGUUCACAUCUUUAACACGGGAAAAAAUACUUGUAAAUACACCCUCUAAAGACAUUAGUACUUUGAUUUUCUUAAUAUAAUUAUAUUUGCAAAUAUAAAGAAAUAUAAUUGUAUCCUUGUUUUGUUUUCCCUUCUGUGUAGCCUGCAGUGUGUUCUGAAGUAUAGAUCUACAUUUGAAAUGCCAUUGGUGGUUCCCAGAUCUUGCAACAGGCACAGUUUUCAGAUAUACAGGGAAGGAGGUUAUAUGUAUGUUUCCAUCCUUUUAGAAACGCCCCAUAGAAGACGUUUCCAGAUAGCCUGUAAUCAUCAUUAGUUCGUUCAUGUAAUUUAAAUGGAAUCGUAUUGUCUUUGUCAGUAAUCCGUAAAUAAAGGUAAGUAGUAAAGUCA
Molecule: messenger RNA, 2470 nt
Organism: Brienomyrus brachyistius
Lineage: Eukaryota; Metazoa; Chordata; Actinopteri; Osteoglossiformes; Mormyridae
Product: torsin-1A-interacting protein 1-like
Exons: 8
Coding region: 206-1726 (506 amino acids)
Biological process (GO): membrane organization
Cellular component (GO): membrane
Molecular function (GO): ATPase activator activity
Source: RefSeq, a predicted model, not a curated record